UUAACAGACACUAAAGAAGGGAAUCGAGCUAUAGCGAUCGACAGAAUGUUCUAGAAUGGUCAUGUGAUGUCCGGAGAGCAGUAAUGUCGCACUUUUAAAAAAAUACUCUUGACGUACGCGUCUGUUUCUUAUAGGAGUUCGUUCGCCGUCGUAAAAAAAUAAACAGGUUUAAUUGUAAAACAGCGUUUCGGAGUUGUUUAGGGUAUAAAACAUAGGGAGGUUUCGAUGCGAUACGUUUUAAAGGAAUAUUUUCUCGUUAUUAAAGCAGCGAGGGGGAAGAAGGGAGCACGUGAGGGGUUCUUGUCCAAUGGGAUUGGGCGCUUUCAGCAGGAGGGUAUAAAUACCAGGCGGUUGCCGUGAGAGACAUCCGGCAUUGAUGACUGACCAUUCAAAGAAACCGUGUUAUUUCAAACGUAUUCAUGUAUAUGAUGUUAAUUUGUUCUGUUGGCGUUGAAAACUAAGCUCAAAAAUCUUCACGUCGUUUUCAAAGAGGGUUUUUCGGGCGCAAAGCAUCAACAAGAUCCUUCGGUUGGUGAAGUUUUCCAGCAGAGCUCAUCCUGCGCUGCAUCGUCUGUCUCAGUUCGGCAGUUUAAACUUUCUUUGUCGUUCCCGAGACGGAAAGUGGCACAGACAGUGGGUGUGUAAUGCUCACUGAGCUGCCUAGGUUUAGUUGCAAAAGCCCUUUCCAUACUGGUCACCACUUCCUGGAACGGCUCAGACCAUGUCUGAUGUGAAACCCCCACAGAAUGGGAAUCCCCCUCCCCCCCAGUUCAAGAACCCCAAAAAGCCUGGGCGCCUCACCAAUCAGUUGCAGUAUCUAGAAAAAGUGGUGAUUAAGUCCCUGUGGAGACAUCAAUUCUCCUGGCCUUUCAGACAGCCUGUGGAUGCAGUCGGACUCCAUUUGCCAGAUUAUUAUGCAAUCAUCAAGAACCCUAUGGACUUGAGCACCAUUAAAAAGCGUCUUGAAAACAAUUACUACUGGAAGGCAAUGGAGUGUAUAGAAGACUUCAACAACAUGUUCACAAACUGUUACGUGUACAAUCGGCCAGGAGAUGACAUUGUUCUGAUGGCUCAAGCCCUUGAGAAGCUUUUUUUGGAGAAGGUGGCAAAGAUGCCUCAAGAUGAGUUUGAGAUCUCUGCACUGACAACUAAAGCUCCUGUGAAAGGAGGAAGGAAGGCAACAGCAGUGUUAAAGAGGCCACAGUCUCCUGUGUCUGAAGUGGUUUUCCAACAAACAGUGACCGUCAUCCCUCGGGAUGCUCUCCACACAAUUCCCUCUGCUCCCCUGUCUGCACAACUCUCAGCCAAAUUGAAAAAUGGUGUGAAAAGAAAAGCAGAUACUACGACCCCUUCUGCCUCUUCCAUCACCAGUUGUGAGUCGUCCCCUUGUGUAACAGAACCAAAAGUCCUUAAGUUAUUCUCCAGGCGAGGCAGCGGCCGACCCAUCAAACCUCCCUGUAAAGACCUUCCUGAGUCACCACCACAACAUCAGGUGGGCAGAAGGACCAAACUCUCAGAGAGACUCAAAUACUGCAAUGCCAUCCUGAAAGAGAUGUUUGCCAAAAAGCAUUCUGCUUACGCCUGGCCCUUUUAUAAGCCUGUAGAUGCUAAGGCACUGGGCCUUCUUGAUUAUCAUGAAAUCAUUCACCAACCUAUGGAUAUGAGUACCAUCAAAAACAAGAUAGAAGCUCGUGAGUACACCGAUGCAUUGCAAUUCGCUUCAGAUGUGCGGCUCAUGUUCUCAAACUGCUACAAAUACAAUCCACCCGGCCAUGAGGUAGUGGCCAUGGCAAGAAAACUUCAGGAUGUUUUUGAGUUUCGCUUCUCCAAGAUUCCUGACGAGCCGAGGAAUUCAGCACCAUCCUCUAGUCAGAACAGAGUAAGGAAGGAGAGAGCACACAGUCCGUCCAGCUCUGAGAGCAGUGACAGCGAAUCAUCGUCUCCAUCAGAAAACUCCUCAGACACAGAAGAUGAAGAGGAGAGAGUGCAGAGGCUUGCCAGCCUGGAGGAACAGCUGAAAGCAGUACGAGAGCAGCUGCAGUUGCUGACCCAGACACCUCUCUUGAAACCAAAGAAAAGGGAAAAGUCCAAGAAGAAGAGGAAGAAAGAGAGAGAGUCCAGUAAGCGAAAAGGUGAAGAAAUGAAGAAACCGGCAAAAAUACAGAAGAGGUCUAACAGCAAGGCAUCAGGGCGGAAGGAGAGCAGAGCAUAUGACUCCGAGGAAGAGAUGAAUACAUUACCCAUGUCUUAUGAGGAGAAACGGCAACUGAGUUUGGACAUUAACAAGCUUCCUGGAGACAAGCUUGGCAAAGUAGUGAACAUCAUCAAGGCGCGAGAACCCUUGCUCAGGGACACAGACCCUGAGGAGAUCGAGAUCGACUUUGAGACUCUCAAACCUUCAACUCUUCGAGCUCUCGAGUGCUAUGUUGUCGCUUGCCUCCAAAAGAAACUGAAAGAAACUGAGAAAAAGAAGCUCCAGAAGAAGUCUAAAAUCAAGGAAAUGGACAAAGAGCUGCAACACACACAUGGAGAAUCAAAUAAUAAAAAGGCCAAAAUUGAAGCGGAAGGGGAGUUUAAAGACAUGAGCCGUCCGUCUCGUCUGAGUGACAGCAGCAGCAGCUCAUCCAGCUCUGACAGCAGUAGUAGUGACUCUAGCUCCUCUGAUAGCUGUGACUCUGAUUCAGAACAGAAAGCUAAGAGGAAGCAAAGCAAAGCCCAUGGCCAUGCCCACAAAAUUAAAAACAAGGCAUCGCGGCAGGCCGUUGCUGAGGUAAAGGGCUCUUCUUCUGCCUCAGUCAUAACGUGCCAGUCUCGUCCAGCAUCACUAGUCUCAGAGGCAGACUCCAAAGACCUGUUUGCGUCACAACAAGCAAGGCAUCCUGCCGAGGACAUCAUCAUGGCAAUCCCAGCAUUACACAGCCGGCUGCCUCCUCAGCCAUCCAGACCUAGUGGCAAAGCUGCCCCACUACCUCGUAAAACCUGGACUGCCCCUUUACCGCUCAGCCUACCUCCAGACCAGGCCAUCAACCCUUUAUACUCGUCGUUCCCCCGUAGUCCUUCACUCGACCUGCAGGUCUCUCAGGUUGGCCCCCCAUCACCUGCUGCUGCAGAGAAGCCUCCACUUAAAUCUGAGCAGGAAGGUGUUCCUCCUCUUCUGUCACCACUGACCUCACCUCCUGCAGCCAUGCCUGUCACAGGAUGCCAGCCUACCUCCAGCUCUCAGUUUGAGCAAUGUAAAUUGUUGUCACCUCUGCAUGAGAGUCCAUUAACCAACAUGAGGGAUGAGCAGAGCUGCCCAGAGACACUGGAAGAGCCCUCCGUUCAGCUGCACAAAAUGCACGGAGCUAAGUACGAUGGCAGUGAGCUAUGCAAGCCUAUUCAAGAUGCCAAAUCCAACCUGCCUAAAAAGGAUAUUGUCCUAAAGCAUGCUGACUCCUGGACAAGCUUGGGGAAGAUGGCUACUCAAACUCCUUGCCCAAUCAAAUCAUCCAAGGAAAGUUUCCAGCAGUUUCGCAAAGUUGCCAUGGAGAAAGAGGAACGAGAGAGAGCUCGUAAACUGCAGAUGGAAGCUGGUCGAGAGAAGAGCAGCACAGACAAAAGCGGUCUGACGCAGCAGCUUCAAAUAACCAAGCUAGACUGCCCGCUGGAGUCAGCAGAGCUGCCUCUGAUUGCAGCCAUCUUGGAUACCCCCAAAUCCCCUGAGCCCUCCUCUCUUCCACAGAGCUCUGUAGACAGAGAACGAGAGAUGGCCCGCAAGAGAGAGCAGGAGCGCCGCAGGAGAGAGGCUGUUCUGUAA
Sinocyclocheilus rhinocerous is the source of this 3796-nucleotide messenger RNA. Its product is annotated as bromodomain testis-specific protein-like. The record is from RefSeq and is a predicted model, not a curated record. Gene Ontology annotation, biological process: regulation of DNA-templated transcription; chromatin remodeling. The transcript has 22 exons. The coding region runs from base 722 to 3796 and encodes 1024 amino acids. Gene Ontology annotation, cellular component: chromatin; nucleus. NCBI's taxonomy places the organism in Eukaryota, Metazoa, Chordata, Actinopteri, Cypriniformes, Cyprinidae.